CCAAACAAAAAAAAAAAGCUCGUUCUUCAAUGCGUUUACUCCCAAGAGAGCUUCCUGUGCUUGCUCGUACGAGAGGGAAGGCGAAGCGCACCGACGUUCCAGCUUCUCCAUUCUAUAUAAACCCACGAUCAUGGCCAACCCGACUCAUCUCGCGAGUGGAGCAAAACGAUCACCAAGCGGCUGAACCUUCUCUGUUUUUUAGUUCCGGGUUGGUGUAACCAUCAUGGCCUACGUUCCUCCGCACAAGCGACAUUCGAUGGAGAGUGGUGACCCGUCCCCUGUUCCGGCAUCGAUUCGGCGGCAGUUCAAGAGAGGUCUCAACUUUAGGUCGCCUAGAGCUAAUGCUCACCAGAGUGGGAAGAUCGUCUAUGCAGACACGGCGAUAUAUAGAUGGUUGGCUGUUGGUUUGGAUGAUGAUGGAGAUCAUCUUCCCUCUGGGUUCUUUCUCAAGCCGGUCUCUGUUGAGGCCCUUGAAAGGAGAUCAGGAGAGAAACUGCUAGCCUUAGCCAAAAAUUGUGUGGCUAAUGAAGAUGACGAAACGAGUCAGGACCAUAGCAAGAAGCCUUGGAUACAUAUAGCCGAAACAGUGAUGCCUGAUUUAGUUUCUUCAUAUGAGGUAGUGAGAAGUGAGAUUGAGGGUCAGAGAAUGGAAGAAAUAAAACCCGCACUCGUUGCUAGAUUUGGAAAAAUCCUUUUUCAUGGGAAUCCUUCAUUUCCGGUGGAAACUUGUGGAGAUAUGCUUAGAGAGGCCUCAUUGAGACAGCUGAAAAGAUCAUUUUACAUAAAUCAUCCUGCCUCUUUUGUGGAAAAUGUGACUCUUAGAAUUAUCCCAGAGAUUUGCCUAAGUUUUGCAUAUGAAAAGGAUUUAUAUCAUGUCAAGUUAUCCGAUAAGUCCAGGCCAGGUGCAACUAUCUCCUGCAAAUGUGUUGUUUCUAAGUCAGAGCAGAGACUCGAACUUUAUAAGAUCCAAUUAAACCAGGUGCGACACAUGGUAGUUGAUGUAUCCUGCCUCAAUAAGGAUCUGGACAUGAGGUUGAUGUUACGCACCAGGAGCAUGUUGACAGCUAUUAGCGAAAAGGAAAAGAACAGCAUUAGGGAUUUGAUUACUUCUGCAGUUAUAGAUUCUAGUGUUAAUGGGGGUUUAAAAUGGCCUCUGGGAAAGGAAUCUUCUGGAGAUAGAUACAGCAUCAUCGGAGCUUGUCAUAUAAUCUCUAAAACUUAUAAGAAUUCAUCCAUGAGGCUGAAGGUGACACAUGCUGAUCAGUUUGAUUUUAGGAGUUCCCAGGGGGAAGUUACUGAAGAAACUGUCCUGAAGUUGAAGGGCAUAACUUCUGAAUUGCAUGGACAGAUUCUGGGAACUGAUGUAAUCUCUGAUAUGCUAAAAGAUGCGGUAAAGAUGAUGUGGGAGCACUUCUUAUCGUGUGGAAAUACGGUCAUUUGAAUUGGCCUCUCUUUAUCAGUGUGUAUGUGUGUGUGAGAGAGAGAAUGUGAAUAAAACUCAUGGUGAUUGUGUGAGUUUGUCUUGUGAUAAUGUAUGAAUUAGUAACUGAGAAUGUAUAUAAGGGCUCAAAAACAUGGGCCUCAUUCUCUUUUUGGCCUUGUGGGAAUGAAUUUGAUAUAUUGCUCUGGCUUUAUGUAUCCUCUAGCAAUUUGCUUGAAAAUGAGAUCUUUUUUAAUUUUAGAGAUUUGAUGAGCUAC
Messenger RNA from Eucalyptus grandis, 1698 nucleotides. RefSeq lists its product as uncharacterized. Bases 224 to 1441 code for a protein of 405 amino acids. The record is from RefSeq and is a predicted model, not a curated record. The transcript is spliced from 8 exons. Lineage: Eukaryota; Viridiplantae; Streptophyta; Magnoliopsida; Myrtales; Myrtaceae.